AUGCAAACGGAGCCGGUUCACCGCUCUCUGGCAAUCACUGCUUGCAAUGAAUGGCAUUUCGUGUUCGGAAUCCAUGACCAAGAGGAAAAAUCCAUGUCCUUGACUGCUUCUGCAGGGUCCAAGCAGGAACAUCGCAAUACGCAAAAGUGUCAUAUCCGAGAAGUCCACGAGGUUGUCAUGCAGCUUUCCGCGGCACCGGCCUGUUUCGAAGGCUUCUACUACACAGCAGCUGAGCACCAGAAGAAUCCACACGAUCGUCAGGUUCUCGGACCAAAGUGGCAACCGAUUUUUGAUUCAGACUAG
This is a messenger RNA of Pestalotiopsis fici W106-1, 303 nucleotides long. RefSeq lists its product as uncharacterized. The record is from RefSeq and is a predicted model, not a curated record. The transcript has a single exon. NCBI's taxonomy places the organism in Eukaryota, Fungi, Ascomycota, Sordariomycetes, Amphisphaeriales, Sporocadaceae. The coding region runs from base 1 to 303 and encodes 100 amino acids.